AUGCCGCCCACCCGGGACCCCUUCCCCUACCCCCGCUACGAGAACGAGGACACCUUCACGGGCCGGGCCAGGUCGGGCCAGACAGGCCCUUAUGCUGAGCCCACCCACCUGGCCCAGCAGCAGGACCCCUGGAAUCGCCUGCACGGAACACCCACCCUGUCCAGCACCAGAAAGGAAGUCUGGUAUACAGAACCUGAGGUUCCCAGAGACAGCCUGGAUUUUAAGCUGACCUCACUCUACAACCACCACGAGGAGCAGCUCAGAGACAAGAGCCAGAUCGUCAUCCACAAGGAGACCCUCUUGGAUGUCCAUGGAGCACUGAAGGGUCUCGAGCCUGUGAAGGAACCCGAGCCGCCCCCAGUGGAGCACCGUACAGCCAGGGGCCUGUCUAUGAGAUGCUGGGUCAGCCCCACAAAGGAGUCGAUCCACAGCAUCGAGGGAGCCAUCGAGUGUCCCCACACAGCUGCCACCAACAGUGGAUACUCCCGCAAGGAGAACGGCAGCUUCUUCUCUCAGUAA
This is a messenger RNA of Emys orbicularis (European pond turtle), 519 nucleotides long. It is a transcript of the gene CFAP276, whose product is annotated as cilia and flagella associated protein 276. The record is from RefSeq and is a predicted model, not a curated record. The transcript is spliced from 5 exons. NCBI's taxonomy places the organism in Eukaryota, Metazoa, Chordata, Testudines, Emydidae. The coding region runs from base 1 to 519 and encodes 172 amino acids.